Molecule: messenger RNA, 713 nt
Organism: Epinephelus moara (kelp grouper)
Lineage: Eukaryota; Metazoa; Chordata; Actinopteri; Perciformes; Serranidae
Product: CD59 glycoprotein-like
Exons: 3
Coding region: 116-577 (153 amino acids)
Source: RefSeq, a predicted model, not a curated record
GUCAGGUUUUGAAAGAGGACUGAGGGGUCGGACUACGAAAGGAACACUUCACAUCUUCUCUCCAGUUCUCCUCUCACACGGCUGAUUAAAAGUCUGAUUUUCUCCCUCGUUCACGAUGCAGUGGUUUGGAGCUCUGAUCCUCUUUAUGACUCUGUCUGCAGCGUUCGGACUGAGAUGCCACGUAUGUAUAGGCAAAUCCUGCACCCGCCCAACAGAUUGUCCUCCCAACUUCGACCGUUGUGCCACCGCUGAAGUGAACGGUGAAGUUGUCAAGAGCUGCAUGCUCAAAAAUAAUUGUGUUGGUCCCAUUAAGUGCUGUGAGGGGGACCUGUGUAACAGCGACCAGACUGGUGAAGACGGCACCAAACCCCCUGGUCCCACCUCCAAACCCCCUGCUCCCACCUCCAAAGCCCCUGUUCUCACCCCCAACCCCCCUGGUACAACCCCCAAACCCCCUGGUCCAACCCCCAAACCCCCUGGUCCCACCUCCAAACCCACUGGUUCCAGCAACAUACCCACUGGUUCCAGUGUCCUCCUUUUACUGGCAUCCUCAGGCAUCAUCACACUCCUUCUCUGAGGCUCUGGAGCAGCUACAGCUGAAGAAUAUUUGUCUUCUGUCUUACCCAGUGUGUAACUCUGGAAAAAUAAACACAUUUUCAAAAUGUAAAAUCUGCAGAUCAGUGUUUGUUCAAUAAAAACACAAUAUGAUUGAC